AUGAUUCCAAAACAGCGUCAAGAAUCAGAGGAGAAACCACUGGAUGAGCAACUUGAGCUAUUACAAGAGAAAAUCGCGGAGUUGAUAGUCACGAAUGAGGCGACUGAGAAUCAGUUGACAAAUUUGACAUUUGAAUCGAACGAUGUGAUUAGUUAUCUGAAAAAAUUGGUAGAGGAAAAAGACGAAGAGACGGCACGGCUUGAGGAAAUGUUGGAUGAGCGGAUGAAAGAAUCAGAUAGAAAAUUCAAGAUUCAUAGAGAGAAUUAUGAGUUGGAAGAGAAGAAAUUGAAAGAAGAAAUUGAGAAAUUGAAAAGUGAAAUGAGUAUUAUGGAUACUCAACUAGGAAAUCAACAUAGAAUUGAACUGGAAAUCAUUGAAAUGGGUGCAAAAUUAAACUCUUUGCAAUCAGUUGUAGACCAACAAGAAGAGACGAUUCGAAGAAAAGAAGCAGAGGAACGGAGUGUGAAAAUUGCAGCAAUUGAACAAGCCCGUGCUGAUUUGAGUGCAGAAUUCGAACAAGCUGUUGCUGAAAUUAGAGUAGAAGCGAGUCUCGAGAGCAAAGGACACACAUUGAUGAAUAAUCAAGUGAUAGAACAUUUGGAGUUAGAACUGACAAAAAAGAAACAAGAAGUUCUACGAAUGGAACAGCUCAACGAGGAAAAGCAGACAGAAUUAGAAAGAGAAAUGGAGAAAACUCAGGAAAGAGAAGAAGAGAAUCUGAAGUUGAGAAGUUUAUUGGAGAAAAGUGGACAAACUACUGAGAAGGCUUUGAAAGACAGUAAGCGAAGACUGGAGGAAUCUGAAAACAAACGGAAGAGUACUCUUGAAAAAUACGUACAAAUUGAGAAUGAUUUGAACUCAAAGCUCGACGACGCAUUGCAGAAUGCUGAGAAAUGUCAGAAGAUGAUGUCACAAUUAGAAAAUCAACUUCUGAAAGAACAGCAAACUAGGAAGUCAACCAUUGAUGCACAUCAAGCGCAGAAUAAGAAAAUAGAAGAGUUGAAAGUGUUCUUCAAGGAUGUUUUGUCUAGUGAAGAGGGACUGCUUGAUGAAGUUAUCAAAGAGAAUCGGAAUGCUGUAUUCGCUCAUUUAGCUUUGAUCAUUUCUAGAAUUCCGAUUGUAAAAUAA
Molecule: messenger RNA, 1128 nt
Organism: Caenorhabditis remanei
Lineage: Eukaryota; Metazoa; Nematoda; Chromadorea; Rhabditida; Rhabditidae
Exons: 8
Coding region: 1-1128 (375 amino acids)
Source: RefSeq, a predicted model, not a curated record